Messenger RNA from Sorghum bicolor (sorghum), 712 nucleotides. Its product is annotated as heavy metal-associated isoprenylated plant protein 19. NCBI's taxonomy places the organism in Eukaryota, Viridiplantae, Streptophyta, Magnoliopsida, Poales, Poaceae. The coding region runs from base 220 to 636 and encodes 138 amino acids. The record is from RefSeq and is a predicted model, not a curated record. Gene Ontology annotation, molecular function: metal ion binding. The transcript is spliced from 4 exons.
UACCUUCACUGAAUGUUCUCGUCAAGGUAACUUAUUCAGGUGCUGUUCCUUGAGGUCGCAUUGCAUCGACGAAUUGACCUGGGUCCGACGAUGCCGCCUUGGAAGGGGCCAAGAAGAGGAGGUAACGCGCAAUCGGCAUGAACGGACCAACCGGCCGGGCCAUUUCUCGCAUCACCUAUUAUUAUAUAAUAUCAUCAGGUUUCAGUAUCAGUACACACCAUGGAUGAAGAAAACGAUAGCUCUACGAAGAGCAUCACAAUAGAAAUGAAAGUAUACAUGCAUUGUGAUGCUUGCGAAAGAAAAGUGCGCCGUACCAUCAGCAAAGUCGAAGGCGUCGAGACGGUGGAGGUGGACAGGGAAGAGAACAAGGUCACGGUGACAGGAGAUUUCGAGCCUGAGAAGGUGGUGAGGAAGAUCAAGAAGAAGACUGGGAAGAAGGCGGAGAUCUUGCCCCCCGAGGAAGACGAGGAGGAGGAAGGCAAGGGAGAAGAAACUUACGUUCCUUACGCUUACGGUGAACCAUUGUUCUACCCUGACGAUGCAGAUGUUCCCGAUGAGUUUCAGAGCUAUAGGUCGGAAAGAUGGAACUUCCAUUACUUUGAUGACGAGAACGCACAAGCGUGUAUGGUAAUGUAGGUGUCAAUCGAUAUAUAUGCCUUAUGUAAAUUGUUUAAUAUAAAGACGAAUCAAAAGACACAUAAUUGGCCUAUUA